This is a messenger RNA of Lithohypha guttulata, 1326 nucleotides long. RefSeq lists its product as uncharacterized. Gene Ontology annotation, biological process: phosphatidylinositol acyl-chain remodeling. Bases 1 to 1326 code for a protein of 441 amino acids. Lineage: Eukaryota; Fungi; Ascomycota; Eurotiomycetes; Chaetothyriales; Trichomeriaceae. The transcript has a single exon. Gene Ontology annotation, molecular function: acyltransferase activity. The record is from RefSeq and is a predicted model, not a curated record. Gene Ontology annotation, cellular component: endoplasmic reticulum; endomembrane system.
AUGGCUACCGAUCUGCGCCAUCGCACCACAACUACGUCUCCUAUUAACCAUGUCGACGCCAAUUACAAAAACCCCAGCGUCAGCUCAACACCACGUCCUCCCCUCCAAUCUCGAGUAACCAACCAUCCAGCAGGAGAAGUGAAACACGGCCUACCGAGUCAAAUCCUCAGAGCGGUAGUCUCGCUAGGCUGGUUCCUCAUCUCCUGCGUCUGCAUUCACAUCACUCAAUGGCUCGGUGCCCCUCUCUACUACUGGGAUAAAUCCUAUUUUUACGCCUGGAUGGCUUUGUCGAAACAGUCGUUCGCAAUCAUUACCAUAAUGCUCACACAGUGUUUCUCUCCAACCACGAUCCGAUUAAGCGGCGACAGUAGUAUGCGCGGGCAGUUUUCAAAAGCAAAGGAUGGCUCAGGAUUGUUGGAGACGCGGUUCCCAGAACGGAUGGUUCUAAUCUCAAAUCAUCAGAUAUACACGGAUUGGAUAUAUCUGUGGUAUACGGCCUAUGCGAGUCGUAUGCACGGCGCCAUCUAUAUAAUCUUGAAAGAGAGUCUGAAAUACAUUCCACUUAUAGGAUGGGGAAUGCAGUUCAAUGGCUUUGUCUUCAUGAGCAGGAAGUGGGACACGGAUAAACCCAGGUUGCAGCAUCGUAUGCGACAGCUUAGUACGAAACAUGCUGUGAAGGUUGCAGGUACUGGAGGAAUAGUCAAGACUGACGCUUCGAGUGGAUUAGAUCCGAUGUGGAUGAUCAUCUUUCCGGAAGGCACGAAUUACAGCGCCAACACGAAGAAGAAGAGUGUGGCUUGGAGUGAGAAGAGUGGAAUCCCGGAUAUGAGGCAUCAGCUACUACCUCGUGCUACUGGCAUGUUCUUCUGCUUGAACGAGCUCAAAGAAACGGUCGAAUAUGUAUACGAUUGUACCGUUGCUUAUGAAGGUUCACCGAAAACCGGCUAUGCGCAGGACUACUUCUCGCUACGCUCGACCUUCCUCCAAGGACGACCACCGAAAAGUGUCAACUUCUACUGGAGACGUUUCGCCAUCAAGGACCUGCCACUUGACGACCAAAAAGCUUUCGAGAAAUGGAUCUUGAACUGCUGGAGGGAAAAAGAUGACCUUCUCGAGACGUUCUACAAUACUGGCCGGUUUCCGGCAGAUCAAGACUCGCAAGCAGAGCCGUACGUCGAGUCGCCUGUCAAGUUGAGGAGUUUGGCCGAGCUCCUGCAACCUUAUGUGGUGGUAAUUACCGCGGCAUUACUAUUGAACAUCGGUAGGAUGCUCUGGACACGGUUUAUCUCGAGACUAUGGAUUGCUCUACGUCCUGGCGCAGAAUAG